AUGUUGCCAGAAGAACCAAAUGAUGACGACCCCUAUGCUGCAUCCGAUCUCGUUGCUAUUGAGCUGGAAGGCGAUACGGGGCCCGGUAUACUGGCCGUUACGCUUCAUGAAGCCGCUGAAUUCACUAUUCCGGAUGCAUUUCAGGAAGCCGUUGGCAGCGACUCUCCAGCGCAGGACAACACAACCACAGCGGCGAAGCCAACCCGCAUUGCUUCCCAAGACAACAUCCUACCAUAUGCCAUAUUGGCUUUUGACAGAUCAGUAGCACUAGUCAAAGCGUCUUCGGGAACUAUUCAGAAUCCUUUGUGGAAUGCAGACACGGGCUCCUCCAAAUUUGAUGUUUUCAAUCCAUCUGAGUUGACCGUUAGCCUCUUCGUCAAGAACUCAGACGACAAUGAAGAAGGCGAGCAUGUACUUCUUGGCUCUGUACAAAUUGAACCUACGUUCAUGGAAUCGCAGAUCUCCUCUGAGUGGUUUCAAUCUGAAGGCGCCGGAAAGAUGCGUAUCACAAUGGAAUACACCAGAAAAAAGACAUUAGGCGUGGGCCCCCUUGGGUACGGCAACAGUAUUGGCCACGGUGGCUGGGGCGAUAUCUAUACCGCCCUGAAGAAAGAUACUAAACGAAUGUAUGCUUUUAAAGAGAUACCAAAGAGUGAAAUUAUUCCCUUGCCUGAGGUAUCACGCAUCAGGCAUUCUCAAGCCAAGAGCCCUUUCAUAAUUCAUGUCACAUUUAUAUCGCAAGUCCGUACUACGGUUUGCUUAUUUUCACCAGUCGUUCAAGGUGGGCACCUUUUCCACCGCCUCCAAGGGGCACACCAUUUCGGCAUCAAACAAUCAACGUUUUAUGCUGCUGAGAUUUUAUGUGCCUUGGAAGCUAUACACGAGGCUGGCAUUGUUUAUUAUGGGCCUAGGCCAAAGAGUAUUCUUUUGGACUCUCUGGGGCAUAUUGCUCUUUGCGAUUUUACUCUUUGUUCAGUAGAAAAGGGAAGCGCAGAAUCUACUAGCUAUUUAGAGUAUCCAGCUCCAGAGACAAUCUCCGGUCAAGGCUUUACGACAGCCGAAAAGUGGUGGACACUAGGGGUUCUACUUUACGAAAUGUUGACUGGCCUGCCUCCAUUCUAUGACACAGAUGUCAAUGAAGUAUAUCGAAAGAUUCUCUUCGAGCCACUUCAGCUUCCGGAAUUACUUUCGCUUGCCGCUAAAGAUAUCUUGGCCAAACUUUUGACUCAAGAUCCAGAUUUCGUUCGGAAUCUCGACAAACUACUUCUCACGCCGAAUCAAGUCGACUCUAGAUCUUUACCAAUCGAGGAAGAUAGCAGUGAUGAUGAUAGUCCCGUUCAUCCUCGAAAUUCCAUCAUAAAUGAUGACGAAUGGGAGAUUGUUGAAAACGAAGGGUGGAAGCUGGUUUGGGACAGCACAGAUCAAAUAUUCUACUUUAGCAAUCCCUUCACCCACGCGAGCGAAGAGAUCACAAUUCCGUAUCGUCGAAAGAGAAAUACCCGGAACGGCCUUCUUAUUGCUCAUCAGCUUACAGAUGAUACGACAUGCAACGCCAACUUCAGCGAGCCACCUACUCAAGAAGCAAAACGCUACGCACUUGAAGCGAUUUUGAAGGCGAGAUACAAGCAUCUAAUUCCCCAACUUCUUGGAGAAUACGGCAUGGACUCGAACUUUUAUCUUUUUCACCCUGAAGUAACACCAUUGUACCAUGCUGUUGAAUUGGAAGACGUCGAGCUAGCAAAAAGAUUUCUUGAUGCAGGAGCCGAGUCAAAUAUGAAGAAGUCUUUGAAAAGAGUUCCUCUGAUCAGAGCAGUUGAGAAAGGCAACCAAGAGCUGACAGAAUUGUUGGUUCAAAGUACAGACCGUGUUAACUGUACUCUCGCUCUUGGUCAAGCAGUGAGACAACAGGCCAUUCAUAUUGUCAACAUUUUACUGGCGAAUGGCGUCAAAUGCGAGUUUGAAGAGUCGGAUCGGCCACCUCCACGUCCUGUAGAGGAUAUAUGGCUAGGGUGCACCUUAGGGUUGAAACAUAGGACUCCUAUUGACUGGUUCAUGCCACCUCUCAUUUACGCAGUCAAGACAGGCAACAAGGAUUUGGUGCGACGUUUACUCGCCCACGGUGCAGAUGCCAACGUUGGCUACCAUGACUUGGCUAGUAAGAGGCCACUAAUAAGGGUCUGCGGUAGGCCUAUUCAACUGGCAAUGGAACUGAAGCAUCAUGACAUUGUUCAGUUGCUGCUUGAUUUUGGCGCAGAUAUCUGCCUUGCGCAGCCGAUUAAGCGAUCUCAUUCAUGUUCGAUGAUGUCGAGGGAAGAGCAUUUGGAAGCUACCGCUGCUUUGAUGGAAGCGGCAGCGUCAAGAAAUGUUACAAGCUUAAUCCAGUUUACCAGAUAA
Molecule: messenger RNA, 2394 nt
Organism: Trichoderma gamsii
Lineage: Eukaryota; Fungi; Ascomycota; Sordariomycetes; Hypocreales; Hypocreaceae
Product: AGC/AKT protein kinase
Exons: 3
Coding region: 1-2394 (797 amino acids)
Biological process (GO): protein phosphorylation
Molecular function (GO): protein binding; ATP binding; protein kinase activity
Source: RefSeq, a predicted model, not a curated record